Molecule: messenger RNA, 555 nt
Organism: Cladocopium goreaui
Lineage: Eukaryota; Dinophyceae; Suessiales; Symbiodiniaceae
Source: the annotation of a GenBank genome assembly
AUGAUGCACAUGUUGUGCAUUGAAUCUGGACCAGACUUCGGCAUCAUCCAACUGUUUAUGAGCCGAUUGCGUCCCGCUCUUCUGCGAGCUACAGGGCACAAGGGCCCUUGGGAGGAUGCCUGGGCAGACUUCCGACGGCUCGAUGCCAAGGCGGAGCUACAUGGUUCCCGGCGGGUGGGCAUUGGCUGCAGCGAUUCAGAUGUGGACGUUGUCUCGUCCAUGACCUUGGAAGAGAUUGUGGAAAUCACCAGGUCCCGAGCCUCACCCCGGGCCUUUGAGAUCGACGAACAUGUCCGUUGGGCGCGCGUGCCAAGACUCUUGCUGCGCCAUCGGCCAACCGAUAUCCAGGUGGACAUCAUUUGCCAAAACCAGUUGGAUAGCCAGUCAAACAAGCGGGACGAGGUUGUGCUUGUCCUUUUGAAUGCUUGCCCUUUGGCGCGUGACCUCGUGAUGCAAAUUGGCGACUGGGCUCAUGCGUAUGCAGCAGCGAUGCCACCCAAAGAAGGACUGCUGUCCAUGGCUAUCCAUGGCUAUCCAUGGCUCCAUGGCUACUGA